This is a messenger RNA of Fusarium oxysporum Fo47, 1476 nucleotides long. RefSeq names its product major facilitator superfamily domain-containing protein. Gene Ontology annotation, cellular component: membrane. The record is from RefSeq and is a predicted model, not a curated record. Bases 1 to 1476 code for a protein of 491 amino acids. NCBI's taxonomy places the organism in Eukaryota, Fungi, Ascomycota, Sordariomycetes, Hypocreales, Nectriaceae. The transcript is spliced from 3 exons. Gene Ontology annotation, molecular function: transmembrane transporter activity. Gene Ontology annotation, biological process: transmembrane transport.
AUGAGUUCCUUUUCUGAAAAGAGUCAGCCGGUUCAGUCCAAGACUUCAGAACAUGAUGGCGAUGUUAUUCAGGAUGAAGCUAUUCAUGUUCCGGGUUAUGAUCCUACCCUUACCAUUGAAUCUGGAGAAACCAGGAGAGCUCUGCUCAAAGUUGAUUUCUUUAUCCUGCCCUUUAUCGUUCUUUGUUUCUGCUUCCUCCAAUUCGACCGUACCAACAUCGGCAACGCGUUGACUGAUACACUUCGAACUGACAUCAACAUCGAUAACUCAGACAUUAACUUAGCCCAAACUCUCUUCACGGUAGGCUUCAUCGUGACAGAGUUGCCCUUCAACAUGAUCAGCAAGUACAUGGGCCCUGAGAGAUUCCUUCCCAUCACCAUGUUCCUCUGGGGCAUUACUACCUGGUCUCAAAUCUUCCUGAAAAACGCACACGGUUUAUGUGCGGCUCGGUUCUUUAUUGGUGCCCUUGAGGGUGGUUAUAUCCCCGGUUUUGCUCUUUACAUCUCGCGGUACUAUACGAACCAAGAGCUUGCUUUGAGGUAUGCCAUUUUCUGGGCAUCAAACAGCUUUGCUGGUGCUCUUGGUGGGCCUCUGUCUAUUGGUCUUCUUUCACUUCGUGGAAGAGGUGGUCUUCACGGAUGGCAAUGGCUGUUCCUAAUUGAGGGCGUCUUGACCUGCUUCCUCGGAGUCCUCGCAUACCUAUACUUUCCCCAUAACGCUGCGAAACCCAAGACCUUCUUUGGCAGGUCAUUCAACAUCUUCACCGAGCGUGAAGCUUCCAUCAUCGUCACCCGCGUCAUCCGCAACGAUCCUACCAAGGCCCUCCGAUACGGCCAACCAGUUCUGCUGUCACAUAUUGUCGACACCUUUACUGACUGGAGAUUAUAUGGGCAUCUUGUCGCUGGCCUUCUGUCUAUGGUCAUGAUCUCGCCGAUGAACACAUACGCUCCCUCCAUCAUCAAGUCUCUAGGCUUCACCUCACUCCAAGCCAACGGUCUCAACUCCGUCGGCAGUGUCUGCGCCUUGAUCUGGUCAGUAACUUUGGCAUUCAGCAGUGAUCACUUCCGUGAGCGUGGUUUCCACAUUGCCCUUGGCUACCUCUGGGGAGCUGCUGGUCUACUCUGGCUGGCGCUUGCACCAAAUGGCGUGUCGAAGUGGACUUUAUAUGGCGGUGUUGUCUGGACACAAAUGGGGAUGGGAUGCGUUCAAGCCAUCAGUGCUGCAUGGCUCACGACUAAGAUGCAGGAUUACAAGAGACCUGUUGCCUUGGCUGCUUAUGUGAUGAGUAUCCAGCUUGCUAACUUUCCUGAUGCUCCCCGUUACACUCGCGGACUGAGCAUUGCUGCUGGUUGUGCCAUUGCUGCUGCGGUUGUUAUUCUCGUCUGGAAGUUGCUUUACCGACUCUUUGAUAAUGGUGAUGCUGGUGUCGAGGCAAAGUUCCAAGUUGCUUCUGAGGAGACUAGAAGUGAGAUUUAA